Messenger RNA from Saccharomyces mikatae IFO 1815, 444 nucleotides. RefSeq names its product Aim29p (gene AIM29). The transcript has a single exon. NCBI's taxonomy places the organism in Eukaryota, Fungi, Ascomycota, Saccharomycetes, Saccharomycetales, Saccharomycetaceae. The record is from RefSeq and is a predicted model, not a curated record. The coding region runs from base 1 to 444 and encodes 147 amino acids.
AUGACAACAACCUAUCAUGAUUAUGAUCUAGAAGAGCCGUUGACCUCAAAUGCCAGACCUUUAAAGAAUUCAGUAAUUACUAUUAGAAUAAUAAAAUCUUUCCCAUAUAGAAACGUCAAGAACAUAGUGUUGCAUGAUUAUGAUCUCGCUGACAAAACUGCAAAGGAUUUGUUCAUUGAAGUUAUGAAAAGAAUCCAGAAUGAAGGUUCGUUGAGACCGUUCCGCAAUGUUAAGUAUGAUACUCUAAAGAUAUAUACACACGCACAUGGUUCCAAGACAGUUAAUCUUGUAAUUAAUUUCGAUCACGAUGAUGACUGGAUUUUAGAUCCUGAAAAUGAGGAAAAGAAACUGUUUGAAUACGGCAUUGAGAAUGAAACUGAGAUUUCGCUCUUCAACAGGGGUGAUUACCUAAGGUUUAAAGAGAAUCCUGAAGAGAAAUGGUGA